ACGAUAUUAUACUGUGCUAAUGUCAUGUUUCAUCGGCUAUCCAGUUUCCAUGCAUUUAUCAUCAUUAGAUCGAAAUAAGCAUCACUGUCAAUACUGGCACUAACGCCAGAAUAAUAAUUUAAAAAUUAAAAUUCUUCUUAGUAAUCAGAACAGUGCUCGCAGUCGUUUUGAUCUUAAAAGGCCGAUACAUUCAUAAAUAGCAACUCCUUCAAAGAGAAUCACCAUCUGUCGCUUUUUUCUUGCGGCUGCUAUGUUGUGUACUCUUGUUUUAGUACAGAUGUAAUAAAUGCAGCGUCGAUCAUCUCACUCUUGCUUCUAGUGGAUAAACUAGCGUAAUUUCCUCCGGAACACAAGUAAAAGAAAACUAAAAUAAGCUUCCUAUAAAAGGACAUGCCAUUGAUGCUAAUAAAUUUGGUUUCGCAGAGACUAAAGAUCAUAAACCUUUUCGAUUUUACAAAAACCAUGGCAUUGAUACUAAGUUUCGAUCAUUUUACGCGUAGCUUAAACACACUCCAACCUGGCUGAUAUUGGUAUCCUUUUUUGUUAUAUCUUUUUUGGAGUUUUGCUACUUAUUCUGUCCUUUCCUGAAAAGUUUUAACUGUCAAUAAGUUGGCGGUCACCGUCGUAUUUGUUUAUUUAUUUAUUUACCGCUCAUUCUACUAUUUUUUGUUUUUAGACCAGGCAUGUGCUAUCAUCACUUCUUUAUUCAAAUCAAAGCGCUCUUUAAACAUUUUGUCAAGCUUUUCGAUGUGUAGGAGUUACAUUUUAAGGCAUAUUUAGCUACAGUGUUGUAAAAUGAUCAAACAUGAAAACUACUUUUAUAAAAAAAUGAAGCGAAAUUUCCGGAUUUUAGAAAGACCAUCAACGGUCCGCCUAUGAUCAUUCUUUAGUCAUUUUAUCAUUAUUUCAUAAAAAAUGCAAAUAUGAUAUAAAAGUCGCAUAGAAACCGGAUAAGAACUUGCACAUAAAUGAUGCUAAGCUAAUUGCAUAAAAAUAGCCUUAAAAUGAGCAUUACUGAAUGAUCAUUUUUUGCGCAUUUUUUUAUGACUUGAUCACUAAUGGCUAAUUUUUAUAGCAUUUUUAAUAAUGAUCAUAAAAUGACCAAUAAAUGAAACAAUUUCUAGGCUAUUUUUAUAUCAUUAGUUGAUCAUCCUUCUGUCAUUUGGCCAUUAAUAUCUCAUUUACAUUCACUUGAGAAGGAUAUACGCUUUUGGAAUCAGGUUAGCUAUUCUGGUUUUCUGCAAAAUCCUGCGAAACGAAUUUUUAUAUAUUUAAAUGUACAUUACUUAAGUAAUGUACUUAUGGUAUUAAUUAACCACCAUAAGUUUACCUAUUAUUGUUAGAAACUGUCAGAAUAUCUAAAUGCUUUUAUUUUUCUGAGAUGGAAGACACCGAUUUUAGAUGUGAGAUAAAUCCAAACAUUUUUUGAUUUCUGGCUAAAAUAACAUGAGCAUUAGAGAGAGCAGUCUUUGUUUAUUUUGUAUGCUGACAGUAUAUUAACAGUGGAAUACACAUCAGAGAAGAUGCUAAAAAUGGGCAUGAUUGACCGACGAAAUUCCCUUGAAUUCCGUUUCGGUUAUUUGAUGAAACAUUACAUAUCAAAUAACUGAGAGAAAAAAUUAUAACUUUUACGCAUUUCACAAGUUAAAAUAAAAGUAUACUGUAGUAGAAACGAUCAUGAGAGAAGAUUGACUGUAAAGAGAGCAGUAGAAAAUUUCCUUUUGCUAAGAGUGGAUUCUCCAACUGAUGAAAAAUAUUUGCAAUUUCAAUGCGAUUUGAAAUUAUUAUAACAGUGUUUCUAAAUAUAUGAUCACAAAACUAAAUAUCAGAUGGCAGCACUUACUUUGAAAAAAGUGACAAAAAAAAUAAAGUCUUUCUGAGGACAACUUCAUAUCUGUAGCAGAAAACGCAUUACAAAAAUACGGUCGCACCGCGAUUUUUAAGCAGCAAUUUAAAACAAAAAAGUUAUCUUCGCGAUCCGGGCUUGAUCACUUUAAGAAAAAACAUUUAAUUUUCUUCGUUUUAGAAACUAGUCAAGGUGCAUUUGAACGAGAACUAAAAGAAUUUGAAGAAAAUUGUUCACCAUUAAUAGAAACAAUUAAUAAAGAUGAAGAUGAAAUGCCUGGUGGUUCAGAAGAAGCAGUUGAAGGUGCUGGUGGAGAACAAGAACUAACAAUUGGAUUAUUCAAUAGUUAA
Molecule: messenger RNA, 2196 nt
Organism: Didymodactylos carnosus
Lineage: Eukaryota; Metazoa; Rotifera; Eurotatoria; Philodinida; Philodinidae
Source: the annotation of a GenBank genome assembly